Messenger RNA from Cynoglossus semilaevis (tongue sole), 1319 nucleotides. RefSeq names its product claudin 10a (gene cldn10a). Gene Ontology annotation, molecular function: structural molecule activity. Gene Ontology annotation, cellular component: bicellular tight junction; membrane. The coding region runs from base 87 to 674 and encodes 195 amino acids. The transcript has 4 exons. The record is from RefSeq and is a predicted model, not a curated record. Lineage: Eukaryota; Metazoa; Chordata; Actinopteri; Pleuronectiformes; Cynoglossidae.
AAUUCGACCCUCCCACCUCCACCUUGACACAUGUGAGGAAAGACCUCUGUCCUCUCUCUGCUCAGACCCUCAAACCAGACGUUAACAUGGGCAACAUGGCAACAGAGAUUGUUGCCUUUUUGCUGACCGUCAGUGGGUGGAUUCUUGUAUCAUCAACUCUGCCCACAGACUACUGGAAGGUGUCUUCUGUAGAUGGGACAGUCAUCACCACGGCCACGUUCUGGUCCAAUCUAUGGAAGACUUGCGUCACUGACUCUACAGGAGUUUCAAACUGUAAGGACUUUCCCUCAAUGCUGGCUCUAGACGCUUAUAUCCAGGUGUGUCGGGGUCUGAUGAUCGCUGCGGUGUGUUUGGGCUUCUUUGGCUCCAUCCUUGCCUUGGUGGGAAUGAAGUGCACAAAGAUUGGCGGCUCAGAGGCCACCAAGGCUCGCCUGACGGUUCUCUCAGGACUCCUCUUCAUCCUCAGUGGUCUGUGUUGCAUGACUGCCUGCUCCAUAUAUGCUCACAGGAUCACCACUGACUUCUUUGAUCCUCUCUUUGUUGCUCAAAAGUUUGAGCUGGGCGCUGCUCUCUUCAUCGGCUGGGCUGGAUCUGUGCUGUGUGUCCUGGGAGGCCUAGUCUUCUGUCUCUCUCUGUCUGAGGGAUUCAUUGACAGGUGUGCUGCUUUGUUAUAAAUUUGCUGUUAAUGAUUGAAUCCUUAGUCUGACAGGAACUCGAGGGGCAUGGAGAAACUCCCAUGUGCUGUAGAUCUACCUGCAAUACAGAGGAGGGAAAUGUCCAAAGAUUUUCAUUUCAUGAUUUGGGAUCUGAAUGAAGUGACAAAACAUGGAGGCAUUUUAAAAAAAUGCCUGGAAAACAUGAUUACGCUACAAUGCUGAAGAUUAUGGAUUAUUUGGUGAUUGAAAAGGUAAUAAAGGUUUGACAUUAGAGCACUCAAACACAGCACCUCUAAGUGUUGUUUUAACGUUACACCACCACUGGCCAAAGCAACAGGUUAGACUUUAUCCCUACAAAGCAUUUACAUGCAAGUGAGUUUUUGUUGUGUUUCUUUCAGGACUGAAUUAUCCUACAGUGGAGCUGCAUCAUUUGUGGAAACACAAAACAAACACAACAAGAUGACCAACAGUCUUCACAAGGAAAAAGAGGAGCCAUUAAGGCAGUUUGGUAGAAAUGCUUAUGUUUGAAUAAGGGUUUUAAUCACUUACUGUUACAGCUGUAGAGUAUGACUUACGUAAGGUUUAACUGUGUAUGUAAUUGCUCUAUCAACAUUUGGUUAAGGUAAAUAUAUUUGUUCUGGUGGGGUUCAUGAGGAAGCACAA